Molecule: messenger RNA, 1701 nt
Organism: Humulus lupulus (European hop)
Lineage: Eukaryota; Viridiplantae; Streptophyta; Magnoliopsida; Rosales; Cannabaceae
Product: serine carboxypeptidase-like 45
Exons: 9
Coding region: 101-1498 (465 amino acids)
Biological process (GO): proteolysis
Cellular component (GO): vacuole
Molecular function (GO): serine-type carboxypeptidase activity
Source: RefSeq, a predicted model, not a curated record
UCCAUAUUCCUUCCACAAUACACACUAACACUUCAUCAAAGUUUAACUCCUUUCCUUCCUCUCUCUCUCUCUCUCUCCUUCUCUAUCCUAGUUUUGGCCAAUGGAAAACUCUUUACUAGUACUACUACUUGUGUUUUUGCUUUGCCUUCCCAUGAAUGUAAUUGAGUCUUCUCCAUCUCAUUCUGACAAGAUUUUUAAGCUUCCAGGACAACCUCAUGUGGGUUUUCAACAGUUUUCUGGUUAUGUCAAAGUGGAUGAUAAGAAGAACAUUUCUCUGUUUUAUUACUUUGUGGAAGCUGAAACAGAUCCAAGUUCAAAGCCUUUGGUUCUUUGGUUAAAUGGAGGCCCUGGUUGUUCUUCUCUUGGGGUAGGAGCAUUCUCUGAAAAUGGACCUUUCAGACCAAAUGGGAAAGUCUUGCUUAGAAAUGAAUAUAGCUGGAAUAAAGAGGCAAAUAUGCUGUAUUUGGAGACACCAGUUGGAGUAGGCUUCUCUUAUUCCACUGAUAGUUCCUCUUAUGUGGCAGUGGAUGAUGAAGCAACAGCCAGGGAGAACCUUGUGUUCUUGCAACGUUGGUUCAAGAAGUUUCCUCAGUACAAAAACUCAGAUUUGUUCUUAACAGGCGAAAGUUAUGCAGGACACUAUAUUCCUCAGCUGGCAAAGCUUAUGGUUCAAGUAAACAGAAAAAAAGAGGUCUUCAAUCUCAAAGGAAUUGCUCUGGGAAACCCUGUUCUUGAAUACGCAACUGAUUUCAAUUCAAGAUCGGAGUUCUUAUGGUCACAUGGGCUGUUAUCAGACACAACAUACGAAAUGUUCACCUCAGUGUGCAACUAUUCCAGGUACGUGAGCGAGUACUACAGAGACGCAGUUUCACCAUCUUGUUUGAAUGUGAUGACCAGAGUCAACGCAGAAACCAGUAAGUUCGUGGACAAAUAUGAUGUUACUCUCGACGUUUGCAUCUCCUCAGUGUUGUCCCAAUCGAAAAUCCUAAACCCUCGACCCCAGCUAACUCAAGUGAAGGAGAGGAGUGUGGAUGUGUGUGUUGAAGACAAGGUAGUGAGCUAUCUCAACAGAAGAGAUGUGCAGAAGGCUCUCCAUGCUCGCCUCGUUGGUGUUCGGAGAUGGGAUGUUUGUAGCAAUGUAUUGGAUUAUCAAGUGUUGAACGUGGAAUUGCCUACCAUCUCCAUUGUGGGAUCACUCGUCAGAGCUGGAGUUUCAGUUCUGGUUUACAGUGGGGACCAAGAUUCUGUGAUUCCAUUGAUGGGGAGUAGAACAUUGGUUCAUAAUCUGGCUAGAAAGUUGGGCCUCAAGACCACCGUCCCAUACAGAGUUUGGUUCCAGGGAAAGCAGGUUGGGGGAUGGACUCAAGUUUAUGGAAAUGUAUUGUCAUUUGCAACAAUAAGAGGUGCCUCUCAUGAGGCUCCCUUUUCACAGCCUCAAAGAUCUCUCAUGCUCUUCCAUUCAUUUCUUCAAGGCAAACCCCUCCCUGAAUUUUUUUGAUAUAUUUUUAUUCAUUUAUACAAAUAUAUGCUAUUUAAUUGCCUUCAUUAAAUUAGUCUUGAGUUGUAAUGGAUCCAAUAGAAUUGAAUUUUUGCAAAUGAAAAAAAAAAAAAAAAAACCAUACAACAAUAGUAUAGAAUACAAUGUAACUUGACCAUUAGUACCAUAUCCAUAUGUGCUAACUGAUCAUAAGAAUCUUUUUU